This is a messenger RNA of Agrilus planipennis (emerald ash borer), 978 nucleotides long. RefSeq names its product ribonuclease P protein subunit p30 (gene Rpp30). The transcript is spliced from 7 exons. Gene Ontology annotation, biological process: tRNA processing. Gene Ontology annotation, cellular component: nucleolar ribonuclease P complex. The coding region runs from base 26 to 886 and encodes 286 amino acids. The record is from RefSeq and is a predicted model, not a curated record. Lineage: Eukaryota; Metazoa; Arthropoda; Insecta; Coleoptera; Buprestidae. Gene Ontology annotation, molecular function: RNA binding.
GCUUGUAUUAUUAGUUAUAUGUAAAAUGGAAGUUGUAAAAGGAUACUUUGAUUACAACAUUUCUCAUGAGAUCGUUCAAUUUAAACAGUUUUUCCAAAUUUCAAAAGAUCUUCUGGAUUAUGGAUACAAAACCAUUGCUAUUAAUCAAACAAUUAAUGAAGAAACGUUAGACAACACUCAAAAAAAGAAGAAGAAAGGUGCUGUUAAAACUUCUCUUGAAUUAGUACCACAACCUAUCAAAUUCGAGAAAAUUGAUGGUUUAAAAGUACUAAAUCGAUUGACUAUAGUAUUCUCUAGACAAGACGAAAUAUAUAAAAUAAUGAGAUCAAAAAACUAUAAACUAUAUGAUAUUGUGGCUGUUUUACCGACUUCAAAUAAUGCAUUUCAGUAUGCUUGUAGUUCAAUGGAUUUUGACAUUUUUUGCUUUGAUCCUUUACUUAGUAAAUUACCAUAUAAACUUAAUCGAAAACUGUAUAAACAGUUAGUUGAAAAAGGCGUUCACUUUGAAAUUUGUUAUAGUCCUGCUAUUAUAGACAACACACAAAGAAAAAAUGUUAUAAACACUGCACAUUUAUGUCAUUCUUAUGGUAAAUCUGAAAAUGUAAUAAUAUCCAGUGGAGCAACAUUUCGGCAUACUUUAAGAAGUCCUUAUGAUAUUAUCAAUUUAGGUCUUAUAUUUGGUUUAAAAGAAGAACAAGCAAAAAACUCUAUACUAAGUAAUGGAAGGAACGUUUUUAUUCAUUCAAUACGAAGAAAACUUGGCAAACCUUUGCUAUUUCUAGAAAAUGCUAUAAGUAAUAGAAAUGAGGGUGAAACUGUUAAAGAAGACGAAGAUGAAGAAGAAAUGGAUGUAGAUCAACCAGCACAAAAGAAAACUAAACUUUAAUGUAGAAUAAUUAUGAAUAACAUCAUGGUUUUUAUAUCAAUCAUUGAAGUCUUUUUUAAUAUUUUUUUUUUUAUAAAAUAAACGAAAAUUAA